AUGGCGUCACUCUAUGUUGCCUCCGCGUCGUUCGCUCCCCUUGCUGCUCUUAGGGCCCCACUAGAUCGCCAUUCCCGAUACAAGCUAUCUCUCUCAAGCCUAACUUCCUCAUAUGGUGGCCUCCGCCUCUCCGCCGCGCCGACCUCCGCGGCGGCGCGCGGAAGCCGUCGCCCGCCAAGCCCGACUCUGCUCCGCGGCCCCUCCGCCUCCGCCAGCAGCAGCAGCAGCGGGACAAGCGGCGCCGAUCGCGGCGCGUCGGUGCUUAAAGACGCGCUGACGAUCUUCGGGUCGUCUAAGUCGGCGGCGGCGGUGGCGGCAGCGGAGAAGGGCCCACCGGCGCGGAAAGGGGAGGCCGCCGCGGCAGGAAUCGCGACGGGAGUGGCGGCGGGGAUUGCGGCGCAAGGCGUGCCGUUCGACCUGCGCCUGGCCGUGCUGCUGGGCGGAUUCGCGUUUGAGGCGUACUCGACUCCCACUGGAAGCGAUAAGCUAUCGGACGUGGACGGGCGGCAGUGCUCUGCUCUCUUCACCUCCACGCCAUUCGCCCACGAGCUCUUUCAAGGGCAGCUCUCCGUGCGCGCGAUUACGGCCACAGGCAACAUCAAGGCGCUCCAUGCUGAGCUGGCGCUGGUGACGUCAGCGGGGAAGGCAGCCACGUGGAAUGGCGUCGCUCACACCACCGUGAAGGCCCAAGACCAAAAGAAACCAUCAUGGCCCGAGCAACUGCAGCUGCUGGUGCCGCGUGCUGCUGCAUCUGACACCUUCCUUCAGAUCACCUUUCACAGCAAGGAUGACGAUAAAGAUUCCGACGAGGAUGAUUGUGUGGUUGGCACGGCCACCAUUGCUCUCACUGACCUGAUCAAAGACACCCGGAUUCGCGAUGUCGUGGCUAAGGUGACUUGGGACGGCAAGCCGACAGGAAAUGUCACCAUGGAGGUGGACUAUUCAAGCUUCUCUGGCCCAAGCGACAGCUUCGAGCCUCUCCCCAUCCUCCAGAGGCUUCUCAGCACGCCUCUUCCCACGUCGGCCUUUCAACCAUCGGCCACUCUUUCUCGAGGCAGCACCGUCAAGAAUAAUGCCACAGCUGCUGCCACUGCCACUGCUGCAGCAGCAGCAGCAGCAGCAGCAGCAGGGCAAGUGUCCGCUGUAAAAACGGGGGAAGAUUCAAAAACUGAAGCUGAAGCAGCAGCCUAUGGGCUCUCCCUCCCAGACCAACGGGCAGUUGAAGCUCUUUUUGCCACAGGAGCCAAUAACGUGACACUCGCCGCCUGGGAAAACCUUUCCCGGGCAGCUGCGGGCGGGCAGACGGAAUAUUUCAAAUCGGCGUUUGAGUGCGUGUGCUUCUUGAGCAGUGGCGAGUCGGACACUCAGGUGGGCGUGUGGAGGGACAAGGACGCCCGGAGGAAGAGGCUGGUGGUGUCAUUCCGAGGCACUGAGGUGGUCAAUGCGGCCAUGCUGAAAGACGGACAGGCAGGUCAGAAGAUCAAGGACGCUCUGACUGACCUGAGGCUGCACAAGGAGAACUUUGACUCAGACUUAACUGACGAGGACAACAAGAUGGACAUCAAGGUGCAUGACGGCUUUCUGGAUGGCUACAAGUCCGUGAAGCCGCGGCUCCUUCUGCUGCUCAAAUCUAUUCUCGCAUCCUCUAGCGAAAAGUAUCACAUCAUGGUCACGGGGCACAGCCUGGGGGGAGCUCUCUCCACGCUCUUCACAUACGACCUUGCCCAGUCAGACAUUAAGAAGCAGCACGGAUUCAACCUCUCUCUCUACAACUUCGGCUCGCCCCGUGUUGGCAACCAUGCCUUUGCAGCUCGCUUUAACCAGCUUGUGGGUGACAGCUGGCGCAUCGCCAAUGACCAUGAUAUAGUGCCGCGUGUCCCCUACGUGUUCUACAAGCACGUGGCCACAGGGGUGGUGCUUCGACCCGACUCGCAGAAGUUGGAAAAGGUGGGUGGGAGUGGACACGUGGCCACGGGGGUGGUACUUCGGCCCGACUCACAGAAACUGGAAAAGGUGGGUGGGAGUGGAGUGAGUAGCACAGCUGUCAGUAGCACAAAGGUGGGUGGGAGUGCAGUGAACAGCGUUGCCAACGACCAUGACAUAGUCCCACGUGUGCCGUACGAGUUCUACAAGCACGUGGCCACGAGGGUGGUGGUCCGGCCCGACUCCCAGAAACUGGACAAGGUGGGUGAGUGCAGUGAGUAG
Closterium sp. Naga37s-1 is the source of this 2205-nucleotide messenger RNA. Lineage: Eukaryota; Viridiplantae; Streptophyta; Zygnematophyceae; Desmidiales; Closteriaceae. The record is from the annotation of a GenBank genome assembly.